CAUGGUGGGCCGGCUGAGCCUGCAGGAUGUGCCCGAGCUCGUGGACACGAAGAAGAAGGGCGACGGCGUCCUGGACAGCCCGGACUCAGGACUGCCCCCCAGCCCCAGCCCCAGCCACUGGGGGCUCGUGGCGGCCGGGGGUGGUGGCAGCGGCGGAGAGCGCGCACCGGCACCCGGGGCUCUGGAGCCCGACGCGGCAGCGACCCCAGCGGCCCCGAAUCCAGCCUCGCUCCCCACUCCUCUGGCCUUCACCUGCACGCCAAGGUUAUGCCCCCUGUCCUUUGGCGAAGGAGUGGAGCUUGAUCCCUUACCACCGACGGAAGUAAGGUAUACUUCCUCAGUCAAGUACGACUCAGAGCGGCACUUCAUCGACGACGUCCAUCUGCCCCUUGGCCUGGUAGUGACCUCCUACAGCCAGACAGUCACCUGCAUCCCCAAUUGCACGUGGCGCAACUACAAGGCCGAGCUGCGCUUCGAGCCCCGUCACAAGCCCACCCGUUUCCUCAGCACCACCAUCAUCUACCCCAAAUUCCCCAAGAUCGUCUACACCACUACCCUGGAUUACAGCUACCGCAAGACACUGAGAAGGUUCCUGUCCAGCGUGGAGCUCGAAGCCACAGAGUUCCCAGGCAGCGAUUACCUCUCGGAUGAGUGCUGACUCAAGCAGGCUGGGUGGGGCUGGACCAGCUCUUCUGCUACCCUGGUCAAGUUGGGCCACACUGCCCUUGAGUGUCACUCAUGUCCCCAGGAGUCUAAUCUAGAGAUACCUCUAAGCCCAACCUGGGGAAGAAAAUAAAAUGUUGCGGCAUCUUAUCAUAAUCGAGAGAAUUUGGUUUUUAAAAAAUUUUCAAAUGGUUUUUAAAAGGAGUAUAUUUCUAGUUUGCUGCUGCAUACUUCCCCCCAAAGUCUCAAUUUCAUGAGAAAAUUAAAAAUCAACUAGAGCAAAAGGAAAAUGGCCACGAUUUGAAAUAGGGAGGGAGGGGAGAACUCCUCUUUCGUGGGUCACUUUGAGGAAGAGUGUGGAAAAAGCCUCUGGAAUGGAAAAAGUGAGUUUUAGAAAUUUCAGCCCCGGGUGUCUUCACUGCUAUGAAAGUGGUGCUAAUUCAGUAAGCUGUGACACCCAUAUGGGUUCAAUCUGUGGAGACUUGAGUUCCAUUCCAUUUUUUAUUUCCAUUUCCAUUUCUAUUUCCUGUUAACCAGAAUGCUUGGAAUUCGCUAAAUCUUUUUCAUGACAUCGAAAAACCCCAAACUACAAUGUAAGAUGCCUUUUUUAAAAAGAGGAAAAAGGUUCAUACUGUUUUCACCUCUUUGGGAAGGUCAGGUCAACUGAUGGCCGAGUUUGGGAGCAAUGGCUUCCGUCUGGUUCCUUCCAUCCACUGCUUCUGAGCUCAGGCUCUGGCAAAGCGCCUCGCACCCUUGGCAUCUGGUAAUGUCUCCACAGGCUUGUGUAACUCUCCUGAUAUGUAUUUUGGGGUUUCCAAAUACUUUCCUAUUUUUUCAUAAGGCAAAAUGUAGCAAAGAGAAACGGCAUUUUCUUGUGAGAGAAACAGCAUUUUAAAAGAAUUCUUAGGAAAAAUGCUUUCUGGGAUGCCGCAAGGGGGUUUCACUCACAAUGGGAACUAGUGGCCAUACCUAGGACCUGACACCGUCUGGGAGGAGGUAGAUGCAGAUGUUUCUAGUAAUCUAGUUCAUCAGGGUGGGUGUCUUCUCCAGGGACCCAGAGUCAACUGCCGUUAGGACUUUGACUGCAUCAACAUUGUAGAGAAAUUCUGCCAGAGCCUUAGGUCUAAGCCAAAAGCAAGGAAAUAACCCACCUACAUCCCCCAGGUAAAGCAAAGGUGUAUUCAAAUAAGGAAUAAUGUCAAAAGUCCAACUCCAAAACCUGGAUGUUGUUGUGAUGGUACACAUUUCUUUUAAAUGUUUAGUUUAGUGUAAGUGACACUCGUGGCAUUGGGUGUGAAAUGAAGAAACUUUGUGAAUUCAGGUGAACUGGCCUCAGAAGCAGAGAGGGUAGCUGGGCCAGGAGGGUGCGGGGGCCCAGGCUGCCUCUGGCUUCACCCCCUGCCUGCCCUGCCUCUCUCCAACCCUUACUUCUUCCUCCUGCCAAUCCUGAGGUUUUUGAGUGAAGAAAGUGGCAGAUGGCUUUUUCUCUUCCAAUACUGGAAAGAACAAACCGUGAAUAUUUCCUCUGAAUACUUCUAAUAUUAUAUCAAGUGCUCGAGGGUUACAGGGUACUGUAAGCUCCAACUCCGGGUUUCUGUGGAUGGCUUCCUGCUGUCUUGAAAGCACCAUUGAUGGCUCUGUGGGUACCCUGUAGCCAUAACAGGGACUUUUGUUUUGAAGAGAGCAGGCAUGAUGAUAAUCACACUCAUUUAAAGUCAUUGGAGGCCUAUAGAGCCAAAUUGUCUGAUGUCCUCUUCAGAUUUAACAGUGUUUAUUCUGUGAUGCUCCUAACUGAUUGGACACAUCCCUUCGGUGGAGCCUGCAGUGGGAUGGAUGGUCCCAAGUUUGCCGGGGUGAGGCUCAGCGGGGGCCCCUCAGAGGAGCGUUCUGGGACCCUACAGUCUCCUUAGUCAUUCAGAGCAAGAAAUAGAAGAGUAAAUUACACAGCAUUUUUAGAUAAAAAUGAUUUUUCUCUCUGAUUCCAAAAUCUUGUCAUUUAAGGCAAGUAGUAAAUGCAAUUUUAAAAUUAUGUUAAGAGAGUUCCCAAGGCUUUGCUCUGUCCCAAGAGGGACACUUAAAUGAGCUCAGAACAAUACCGUGGGCAGCAUGGCAGGAGAGACAAGUGCAGGAGAACAUGGCCUUCGAUCAGAGCAAUAUCCUGAGAUGUCCACAUGAGAUUUUGUUUUAGGGAAUUGGAUUAAGUUCGGGCAAAUCAUUCUAGGUGUGGAAAGAAUCUGAACUAUAUCAGUAAAGUAGGUAGAAGUGAGCGAUUGUGAAUGUGUAAUGCUAAUGGAAAAGCAGGCUUUAUUUUGUUAAGUUAUUCACUAGGGAACUGACCUUAGUUCUUUCUAAUCCUCUUUCUUCAAACCUGCUUGGCUGAUAGCUGCAGAAAAGGAAGCAUGUGAAGACGCAAUGGGACACACCUCAGGAUAAAUCGAUCAGUUGUGCAUUCAUUUUGGUUUGCAAGGUUGAAACAAUGAUUUUUAAAAACUCACUCAUUAAAACCAAACGUUCCUAAGUAUAUCUGGGAGAUAGUUUACUUAUUAAUUAAAAAAAUCUUUUUUCUCAGUCUGUUAAAUCAUGGCUUUCAUGUAAUAAGGAUGAUUUGUGUUUUCAGAGAAAAGCUGUUUUCUUUUCAAAUCCAGACCUUUUAAAAAGAAUGAUUACCUUUUCAUUUGACGCUUUUCCUGUUUCUAACCUUAGGAAAUCCAGAAAUGUAUUUGACUAAAACUAUUUUUAAAAUUUAUCUUUGACCUCCGUCCCACUCCAUUUUGCUCUGUGACUUCAUUUAACAAUAAAUUAUCUUUAAAAAAAAC
Molecule: messenger RNA, 3479 nt
Organism: Pteropus alecto (black flying fox)
Lineage: Eukaryota; Metazoa; Chordata; Mammalia; Chiroptera; Pteropodidae
Gene: RFLNB
Product: refilin B
Exons: 3
Coding region: 2-658 (218 amino acids)
Biological process (GO): actin filament bundle organization; negative regulation of chondrocyte development; skeletal system morphogenesis
Cellular component (GO): actin filament bundle
Molecular function (GO): filamin binding
Source: RefSeq, a predicted model, not a curated record